AUGCUCAAUCAGACAAAGCUUCCAAUAUACAUGGUAACAAUAUAAAGAAAUUAAUGUCAGUCUAGAUUAAUAUACAGAGUGAAUCAUCUAAGCGUAAUAUGUAGAUUGUAAGAUAUAUAAAGAAAUAUAAGAAUAAUAUAAAGAAAUUAAUGUCAGUCUAGAUUAAUAUACAGAGCGAAUCAUCUAAGCGUAAUAUGCAGAUUGUAAGAAUUCCAGUUUGGAAGUUUGGCCUCUGUUAAUGCUGCAUUAUUUUAUUUUCUGAAAUAUACACCUAGUUUUGCUGCUCAGCUUUACUAAGUUGUUUGCAUAGUUCCUUAUUGCUAGAGAAAUACCAACAACUUUCAAAAUGUAUUCAUGAUUUCAUAAACAACUUGUAUAAAAUCAGUAACAUAAAAGUAUUGCAAAUUCAUCAAUUUCCUCUACAGAAUCGGAUCAUAUUUAUUAUUUUCUGGCAUCGUAUGUUUAAAUAUUAGAUGUAAUUUUCACAUCUUAGUCGAUGCCUAGAACAGCUGUUGUUACUUAUUCUCACCUUGUUGGUCGGAUAUUGAUCAAGCCAAAAUACGAAAAACUGUAUUUCUGAUAAAAUUAUAUCGUGAAAUUAUACCAUACGUGGCCGUUAUCUGUGUAUUGAUCAAAUCAAAGAUCAAAUUAUUCAGAUCAAUAUAACGUCAAGUUAUGUAUAUAUAUUUAUAAAAUAAGAAAAUGCAAAUGAUUUAGUGUUCCUUUCUUUCGUUGCAAGCCCUAGAUUGCUUUGGUCCAAUUGGUAAUGAUUUAAUGUCGGUAAGUGGAUAUGAUUGCGACAUCUAGCAUCAUGUGUAGGAACUAUUUCGUUACAAAUUGGCCGUUUACCAUCGUAGCCAAAGGUUUAAAAAAUAGUUCGACAUACUUACCGCCAGAUGGUUAUUCUUAUCAAUGAAAACAAUUUGAAUCUUCAAGAGGAACCAACAAUAUUUUUUUGCAAUUUUGAUUAGUUCAUAUGUACGGGAUAAGAGCAGGGCCUAAUUUUAAAAUACAAAACGCAAACAUCAAAGGUUCCGAUAAGAGUUUCUUCUUUUCAAAGCUAUUCUUUAAAAGACGCAUGUACACUAAUGCAACUGAUGGAUGUAAAAAGGUUUAGUCUCUGGAAGAGUACUCUGUGUUAUUAUUACGUCCAUGGAAUGGACGUUCCUAGGAAUUUAAAUUUGACUUGAGAAGAAGUAUUUUGUUUUAGAUAUAUUUGAAUGACAGGUAAUCGUAUAUUAAGAAAAUAUGUCUAUUAAUGUUACCGUCAACGGAAAUCCUUUAAGUAUACGACGGGGAAGAAUGGUAUUAUCUGAUUUAGAUCAAAUUAAGAAAAAUGAACGCGAUCGUCGUCGAAGGUUACGCUUGGAACAGGUACGACAGCAAUCAAAAGAAAUAUCGGAUAGGCUUUUGGAACGUGCUAAGAAUAUAGCUAAGCAGGAACUUAGAAAACUGGAGAACAAUGAUAAAUUACCUCUGAAGCAAAUACAUAAUGGAAAAAUCAUGGAAAUUCAACAGAAAUAUCAGGAAGAUAUGGCAGAUAUUGGUCAAGCACAUGUGUCCGCGAUAGCAGAACCUGAUCAUACUGCAAUAAUUCAAGAAAAAGAAAGGAGAAAUAAAUUAACAGCAUCGAAAAGAGGAAAAGAGGCAAUGAGACAGAUUAAUAAUUUACAACAUAAAGAAACUAUGCAACAACUACAUCAAGAACGAUUGCGUCAAGUAAGAGAAUUGGAAAAUCUUAGGUCUACGUUGAUAGCAAAAAUUCCUCAAGAUGCAAUUCCAGAAAAAAGUACCAUACAAGUGGAAAUUGAUGAGGAAAACAGGCCAUGCAAAUCUACUAAGAAAAAACCGAGGAAAAACUGUUUUAGAAAAUCUCCUGGAAAAAUUACAAAAUCCUACAUAAAAGUUGUUACAAGCGACUUUAAAACAUGCUCACCACGUCUGGUAUCAAAAUCAAAAACUGCGAGAGUUGUACCAAAAAAAACUGUUACAGUUACGAAAGAACAAUCUGUUGUUAAUUCGGUUGCGGAACCUUCGACAUUAAAAACUGCAGUUCCCACGAAUACUGCUGAACAAGUUGUACACGCACAUGAAUCUGAGUACAGAAAUAAUUCUCAGAAUGCAGUACCAGUUUCAAAUGCUACCUCAACAGAAGUUGAUAAAUCCCCGAGGUAUAAUCCAGAAGACUAUGUGCAAUCAACUUCAGAUUCUACUAUUACCACUUACAGUGACGAUUCUUCUAGUUUAUGUAGCGACGAUUCACCAUAUUCAGCUGAUGCUGAUGCACAAUCUGUGUGUGUAAAACCACAAAAAUAUGUUAGUUGUUCGGCAAACGAUAAAGUACAAUUAUAUGAUCAUAGUAAGCAUCAAUAUAACAUGUAUAAUAAACCAGUUGGUGUAGUUGAAAAAAUACAUGUAUGGAAUGAGCCAAGUGCGAUAGAUUUAGCCAAAGGAACUAAAGAGGCGGAAACAGUUGAAACACAUUUAGCCGAAAAUCGUAAAUCUGGUGCUCAGAAACGUGGUGACGAUGCAGUGUUAAGGGAGAGAGUACGUAGAGAUUAUCAAGCACUUGUGCAGAAUCUAAAUCAUCUUGUAUCCGAAGAACGCAAAUUGAAAGCUAGCCAAAUUGAACGUUAUCCGGAAGACGUAUAUACACAAGAAGAAAGAAGAAAAAUAUUAAGAGAUCAACAUAAAAAAAAACUAAAUCGUUCUGUAAAAACUUUAGUGAAUGAAGAAUGUUUUGAACAAUGCCCAUCGUAUCCUAUGGAAAGACAAAUUACUCUCCCACCAAGAGGAAAUGAUAAAAGUAUUGAUACGGGUGCUGUUUGGGAAGACCAGUAUUUGAAUGAACGCACAGAAACUAGUAAAUCUUCACACACUAAAUGCAAGGAAACUGAAAAUUCGCGAGAAGAACAAAUAUUAGAUAUGUUGAAGAAGGUUGAAAGACAAAAAAAAUUAUUAUUACAAGAAUUCGGAGCAGAUCUACCGGACAAUGUUUUUAACGCAACUAUGAAGCCUUUAUUUGAAAAAGAAAAGGCAACAGAAGGUCAAUCAAGUAUAUGUCAUAACACCAAUAUUCAACAGCCUUUAUCGCCAGAACUUAAAGUAAUAUCUUGUUGCGAUGAAGAUAGGAAGAAAGAUAAGGUGGUAGAAAAUGGUAACUCGACUGUUAAAAAAGUAGAAAUUGCUGUACAAACUUCGACAGGGAGUGAGCAAGAUGUUGCUCAAGAUAAAAGCAUACAAGUAGAAUUAAUACAAGAAAAAAAUAGCGAAUCGAAUGACAUUGACACUGAAAUUAGCACUACAAAACACAUUCCAAUCGAACCAAAAGUUACAGUUAUUACUCCUGCAGCAGAUAGUAGCGAACUGACGAGUUCCACUGUUACAGAUACAAUUAACGAUAUUGAUCAACAAAGUCCAACACUAAGCCACCAAAAUGAAAAGCAAGAUACAAAAACAAUGAAACAUGUACCACCGAAAACUUUUCAGAAAUCAUCUGUGGUACCUGUAAGUAAAACACCAUCUCCUGCAAAAAAAUAUUCAAGAACUUUAUCAAGGUCACGCUGUAGUAGUAUCAAAAAGACUAGCAACAGCGCGACAGAUACGCCUAGCAAGAAGAUUAAGAUAUAUGUUAAUAAAAGUGGAUUCAACAUUAAAGUAGAUCCACCUCAGGCUGCAGAAGUAGCUGUAGACGUAAGUACUCAAAGUUCUCAAAUACAUUCAACAGGCACUCAGGAACAAACUACGAGCAAAUUAUUUUGCGUUCAGUCCCAAGCAAAACGGGUUAAAACAAAAGAUAUCUCAGAUACCUCAACAUCGUUUGCUAGUCCACCACCGAUAAAACCCAGGGAUAUACUUGAAGCUCUAAGCAAUAAUAUGUCCAUUUUUGAAAUGUUAGAUUCUUCGACAAAUGAAAGUAUGAGAUUUUUAAAAAGAGAUAUUAGUCCGGUAUCAACACCAGAAACUCCUUCUCCGCGUACUAUGAGAAUGCCUUCAAACAUACCUCAUCUCGCUAAAAUUAAUAGAAUGCUUAGAUACGCAUCCAUAGAUUCGCAAGAAAAUGGGACUAGUGUAAUGUCAUCUACUAAAAAUGACCAUUCAUCGUCAACGAAUCUAUCUAGUUCUCGGCGAAAUGGACAUUCAUCACCCGAGCAAAUGAUUUCACGUUCGAAACAAUCAGCUGAUUUACAGGAAUUAUGCUCGUGUGAAAAUCCAGAAUGUAAAUUGAUGCAUUCAGAAUUUGACAAUAUCCGCAAUUAUGCAUUAAAGAACUGUCCUCAAAUAUUACAAAAAUAUGAAGAUCUUCAAACUUUGUGCGCAGAAAGAAUAGUUUCUUUAACAAAUCUCAUUGAAAAGGUUCGAAGCGAACAAAAAGGUGUAGAACUUUCUGUAAUUAGUGCAGGCGAUGAAACUAGUUUAAUGCAAUUGCCUCCACCAAAAGUAAUACCUAAUGACCUUCAGAGUGUACGGAACCUCGUAGAAAAUAUAGAGGCUAUCCAUAACCAGCUUGCAAAAACACUUAUUGAGACACAAAGAAUCGUUAAGAAUAACACAGUUCUUAAAGAAGACUCAAACCAAUUUAAAGAAAUAGAUGUUGUAACUCAAACAACUGAAAAAUCAUCUAAAAAUGUAACUCACCAUAUGGAACCAGAAGCAGUAACACAGAAAGCCAAAAGCAAGCCAAAGAUCAUAAAUGAGGAAAGAGUCAAUAUACGACUCGACGGAUACAAAAUACUUUAUAAACCUCAAGCGUCAACGGCAAUACCUCCAGAAAGUAAUUCUCAGCAUACUUCGAAUUUUCAUGACGAAGAGGUGAUAGAAAAAUUAUCAAAAGAAAUUUUGGAACAGAGCAAAAGUUUUAAAAACAAUCUAAUAGCGACAAGGGACACUGAUAGCUCACCAAUAAAUCAUACAGUUCCCGCAUCAACGGAUACCAUUGACUCUAAAAAUAAUCCUUCAUCGAGGACACAAAAAACCAAUGUUGCUACACAAGAAGAUUCUAAUAAAAAGCUGAACAGAAAUAAAGAAUUUGUUCCAUUACUCGCUGAUAUUCCAAAAAUAUCGAGAACAACAGAAAAUGUGUUUACCAAUGGAAGAAGUAAACCACCGGUGAGCUUGCUUAGUGGACUGUAUAGAACUGAGAUUGAAUCAUCAGGUCAUGAAUUAUCUACAAUAAUUGAAUUUGAUACACCAGAUACCGUAAAUAAAAGUCACAACAAUGUUAAAAGUCCAUUUUCAAUGCAAAAAACUGCAGCGACACAAGUUACUAAAUCUACUGCAAUAACUAAACCACCUGAACAUGCUGUUCCUUCGCUUCAUAUACGUGAUCAACAUUUUAAACAAUCUUAUAAUCUCGCAACUUCAAAAGUAUCUACAAUGGUUUCAUCUCAGACAGUAGAACAAACUGGAACUCGUUUAGAUUCAUCAAAAAUACCUACAAAUACAGGAGGUCGAAACGAAGUAACAAAUGAUAACAAAGAAAAGAAGGAUUCUUCUCAAGUCGAAACAAAUAAUAAAAAAUUACCAUGUGAUACAGCUAAUUACGAAUUGUUCCAGCCUGCUUCUGGUACAAACACUAAUCCAAAUGAACAAGAGCCAAACAACAAGGAUAAAAUAACAUCAACAAGUUCAAAUAGUUUCUCUGGACUGUCUGGAAUUUCACAAAUAACAAGCACACCAUCGUCAGAUAUGUUAAAAUACGCAUCAUCUCCAGAAGAAAUGGAAAUAGCUCUUAAGAAACUUGGCUUAGGUUGGGCGAUAACAACAUUAAAAAAAACACGAGAAGCAAGUGCUCUGAGUUCAUCAUCAAACUCUGAUGACCGAACACCGAUAAACACUGCUAAAAGAAUAAUAUCACCCAUUAAAAAACAAUUAGAGAAUAAUUAUGGUUUACCAGACUUCAGCGACGUGUCUUCGAUAUCUAUCAAAGAAGCUAGCAAAAGUACAGAGCAAGCGGUACUUCUAAAAGGGAGAACUUCUACACCUAAACUUCAAAAUUCAAAUUCUAAUAGCGAAAGGACAAAUUCUACUAGCUCAAAUAUUUCUGAACAUUUUCAGAACCCUAAUAAGAUGGUAUGAUGAUUCCCGAUACGUGUUUUACUAACACACGAUCUAACAAAGAAAUUGAAAAAUCUCUGAUGUAUUUUACUUAGUAAUUUUUAUUAUAAAUAUUUAAAACUAUAAAAUAAAUUAAGAAAUGUUUAUUUUAAA
This is a messenger RNA of Hylaeus volcanicus, 6210 nucleotides long. RefSeq lists its product as uncharacterized. The coding region runs from base 1249 to 6078 and encodes 1609 amino acids. The record is from RefSeq and is a predicted model, not a curated record. Lineage: Eukaryota; Metazoa; Arthropoda; Insecta; Hymenoptera; Colletidae. The transcript is spliced from 10 exons.